Epinephelus fuscoguttatus (brown-marbled grouper) is the source of this 1388-nucleotide messenger RNA. RefSeq names its product nudC nuclear distribution protein (gene nudc). The transcript has 9 exons. The coding region runs from base 116 to 1126 and encodes 336 amino acids. The record is from RefSeq and is a predicted model, not a curated record. Gene Ontology annotation, cellular component: cytoplasm. NCBI's taxonomy places the organism in Eukaryota, Metazoa, Chordata, Actinopteri, Perciformes, Serranidae. Gene Ontology annotation, biological process: protein folding.
GGUUUGUUUCCAGGAAGUGAGUAGCGUGACUACGGGCCUCACUGUGGCUAACUGAACUUUUUGCUUGUCAUUCGCUCAGCAAACAUUUUACUCAGCCGUUUAUUAAUCCAUCAAAAUGGGCGACGACGAGGAAAAGUAUGACGGCAUGUUGCUUGUGAUGGCGCAGCAACACGAAGGAGGAAUACAAGAGUUAGUAAACACAUUUUUCAGUUUCCUCCGCCGCAAAACUGAUUUCUUCACUGGUGGUGAACCCGGCGCUGCAGAGAAGCUAGUCAAAGAUGCUCUCGCCCACCACAGCCAGCUAGCGCUGAAGUCACAGAACGAGAAGCUGAAGAAACAGGAGCGGGAAAAGAAAGAAAAAGCUGAACGAGCUGCCAAGCUAGCAGCAGAAGAAGAGAGGAAGAAGAAGAUGGACGACGGUCCCAGAAUUCAGGAGCUGACUGAUGAAGAAGCAGAGAAACUUCAGUCUGAACUUGACAAGAAAAAGAAAGAAGAGGAGAGAAAGGAGAAAGCAGCAGCAAAUGCAGAAAAGGCGUCUGACAAAGUAGAAAAAGAGAAGGGGUCUGACUCAGAAGGAGAGGAGGAUGAGAAGGACAAAGAUAAACUGAAGCCCAAUGCAGGAAACGGAGCCGACCUGCCGAACUACAAGUGGACACAAUCCCUGUCUGAAGUUGAUCUGGUAGUGCCUUUCGAUGUAAAGUUCCGCAUUAAGAGUAGAGAUGUCGUGGUGGACCUCCAGCGGCGCUCCAUCAAGGUGGGCCUGAAGGGACACCCUCCUGUUAUUGAUGGCCCGCUUUACAACGAGGUGAAGGUAGAAGAAAGCUCCUGGCUCAUCGACGAUGGCAAAGUUGUUACAGUCCACCUGGAAAAGAUUAAUAAAAUGGAGUGGUGGAGCAGGAUCGUCACCACAGACCCAGAAAUUAACACCAAGAAAGUCUGUCCAGAGAAUUCAAAGCUGUCGGACCUGGACGGGGAGACGCGUGGUAUGGUAGAGAAGAUGAUGUAUGACCAAAGGCAGAAAUCAAUGGGCCUGCCGACAUCUGAAGAGCAGAAGAAACAGGACAUUCUUAAAAAGUUCAUGGCUCAGCACCCAGAGAUGGAUUUCUCUAAGGCCAAAUUCAGCUGAGACUCACUGAAUCCACAUCACGAUCCAUGUGCGUCAUAUCAGAGCUGACGUCAGGCACCAACCAACUCACCACUCAUCUCUUCUCUCCAUACCAGAACUGGUUUUGUUGACUAACAUGUUUCCAGCGCAUAGGAUCAAGUUUUGUUGUCAGGACGACAAGCUUGACGACUGAAAUGUUGUUUGCGUCGUCCCUUUGCAUGUUGCGUCAAUAUUUAAAGGUUUGUCUGGAUUUUUUUUUUUUUAAUAAAUUGAUUUAAAAUCA